Molecule: messenger RNA, 1509 nt
Organism: Pichia membranifaciens NRRL Y-2026
Lineage: Eukaryota; Fungi; Ascomycota; Pichiomycetes; Pichiales; Pichiaceae
Exons: 1
Coding region: 1-1509 (502 amino acids)
Biological process (GO): positive regulation of transcription by RNA polymerase II
Molecular function (GO): zinc ion binding; DNA-binding transcription factor activity, RNA polymerase II-specific; sequence-specific DNA binding
Source: RefSeq, a predicted model, not a curated record
AUGUUACCAUCAUGUAUUAUCUGCAAAAAGAGAAAGAAGAAAUGUGACUUCAAUUUACCCAGCUGUAAGCAUUGUGAAAGUAUGGGGACUCAGUGUGAGUACUAUGAUGAAGGCCUGGACAAUAAUGUUCCGCGGGAGUAUCUUAAGAGCUUGAACGACAAUGUGAUAGCGUUGAGGAAUGAAAUUGAAAAAUACAGAAAGAAAAUCAACAAGAGAACGUCACAGAACGGCUAUACCGUGGACAAAAAAAACAGGCUUUAUGAAGUUAUCAAAAACGGAACUCUUCUAGAAGGAACAAAUUCAGAGUUGCACUAUUUUGGACCAUGCUCGUUGGUUUCGAUGAUAUAUAUGAGCUCCAUGAUGUUAGAUUUGAGGAUCACCUCCUUGGACCGGGUGUCAAUACUAGACCAUAAGUCAAUCCCACCGGUGAAAAUGACCUUUGACUAUGGAAUGAUUACCAGCGACCAUUCAAAAGUGUUAAUUACAAACUAUCUUACAAAUAUAUACCCUUCCAAUCCAUUACUCUCAGAAUCCUUCUUCCACUUUGAUCUUAUGGUUAAAAACUAUCCGGACAAAAAACAACUUUUUAUCUUGCUUAUUUUGUUGAUUUCUUCUGCACAAAUAAUGAGAAAACGUACAGAUUUUGUGCCUAUAAAGGUAAUGUUACAACAAAAAGUUUUAGAAAUAAUGAAAACUAAGCUAAGCCGUGAGGAUGGUGACUCAAUACUUGCUUUUCUACUCUACGCAUUAUAUGAAUCAUUUGAUCCAGAGACGGGCAAAUCUAUGUGGAAGACACUUUCUUCCGCAUGUGCCAUUGCUGAGCGAUUACAAUUGAAAAAUCUAGAUAAUACCAAGCCACUUCCAGGAUUAAUCGCAUGUACCAUACCAAGAAGUCAAUUUUUAAAAGUUCUCGUUUUUUUAGACUCAGAGAUGUCUUUAUGUCUUGGCAACUCGCCAUCCAUAUCACUUUCCAAAAACCAGAUAUUAAAUUUGAAGGAUCUUUCUUUACAAAGUUACUUUUUGCAAAUAUUUGAAAAAGUCCAAUUUUACAACACCUUGUAUGCUAAUUCUUCUGGCUGUGACAUAGUAAGGUUGUUUGAAUCGCCUAUGUUAACUACACAAAAUGACCCGAAUAUCUGGAUAUUAGCCUCGCCGUUGCUAUCACACAACUGCACCAGCUGUGAAGCUUACUUCUCGACGGUGGUGAUGAACAUUUUGAACGCAUCCAUUGCAAUAAUAGGAGAUUAUGAUUUAAGAAUCAAGGGUACAGGAAUUACUUUGUAUUGGGUUGCUUUGUCUAAGAUCUCAACUGCAGUGCUCAACCUUAUUUUAAUUAAAAAAUUAUAUUAUUCAAACUAUUUUGGAUUACUUGAGAAGAGUACAGUGGUCGAUAAUAUUAUUUUAGGGCAGAGGUUGGUAUCUCAGAUAUCGUCCCAGUGGUAUAGUGCAAACUCUAUCAAAAGCUUUAUAGAUAUGGCUUGUGCAAUACAUAAAUUGCAAGAUAUAUAG